Messenger RNA from Sitophilus oryzae (rice weevil), 1789 nucleotides. Its product is annotated as esterase FE4-like. The transcript is spliced from 11 exons. The coding region runs from base 53 to 1735 and encodes 560 amino acids. The record is from RefSeq and is a predicted model, not a curated record. Lineage: Eukaryota; Metazoa; Arthropoda; Insecta; Coleoptera; Curculionidae.
UGAAAAACAAAUUAGUAUUUUUCAGAUUGUUGAGUCCAAAAAGUGAAUUAAAAUGCUGCUUAAAAUAGUGGCACUCGCUGUUGUUUUUCUUAAUGGUCAUAUUUGUCAACAAGUAAAUACACCAGAUGGACCAAUCUUGGGUACUACUGAAUAUUCCAUAGCUGGUACACCGUAUUCUUCAUUUUAUUCCAUUCCAUAUGCCAAACCUCCAGUUGGAACGUUAAGAUUUCAGGCUCCCCAAGCAGUAGAGCCAUGGACUGAAGUAUACAAUGCUACCACCGAACAAAAACGAGUAUGCUAUCAGCUUUAUCAAGAUUUACCUGAAGAAACCGAGGAUUGUUUACUUCUCAAUGUAUAUGUACCACAAUCAAAUGCGACUGAUUUACCCGUCAUGCUGUUUAUACACGGCGGUGGAUUUAUUUCUGGUUCUGGACUUAAUGGAGGACCUCAAGGAUUUUAUCGCCCCAACUUCUGGAUGGAUAACAACGUUAUUCUGAUCUCUAUUAACUAUAGACUGGGAGUUUUUGGUUUCUUCUCUACUGGAGACGAAAUUAUCCCAGGGAAUAAUGGGUUGAAAGAUCAGGUUCAAGCAAUGAAAUGGGUGCAGAGAAACAUCGCUUCGUUUGGUGGUGAUCCUAAGAAAGUUCUGAUUUUUGGACAAUCUGCUGGUAGCGCUUCUGUAGGUUGGCAUCUGUUAAGUUCAUCCAGCACUGGUUUAUUCAGAGCUGCUAUUCUACAAUCUGGUACUCCCUUAUGUCCAUGGGCUUAUCAAAGGAACCAGACCACGAUAUCGUACAAGACGGCCAGUUUGAUAGACUCGCAGUUUAACACAUCCAGAGAUUCAAACAAAUUAUUGGAAGUAUUGCAAAGUGUAGACGCGAAGGCCAUAGACGAUGCUGCAUUAACCUUUGCAAAUUGGGAUUCCAGCCAGCCCAGUUGGGCGGAGAGGAAACAAUUAGAACAAGGAUUUUAUUUUGCUCCUGUAGUCGAAGUUGAGAACAACGACUCUUUUGUAACGGGAUAUCCUUAUGUCAUUUUGGAAAAUGGAAAUUUCAAUAAAAUACCUAUUAUGAUUGGUACAGAUGCUGACGAGGGACUUAUGAACUUAUCAGAAUAUCUAGAUAGUCAGUUGGCUGCUUAUGACGAAGCAUAUUCAAGAAUGAACCCGGGAAACCUCCAUCUUGUUGAUGCACAAGAUAUCAGUGAAGUUGGAAAUGCCAUUAAAGAAGAAUAUUCCCCGAAUGAUACAUUUUUAAACAACAAAUUAGGUGCCUUUGAGUAUUUCACAGAACAAGACUUUACAAAAUCUAUAGUAAAACAUGCCGAAUUACAUUCGGCCGAAGCAAGUACAUAUUUCUACGAAUUUUCGUACUCUGGGGAAAUGGGUUUUAAUACCUAUUACAGAUAUCCAGGUUCUACAAAUAUUACUCAUGGCGAAGAAAUGGGAUAUAUUUUUUCCACUGCAGAUCCAAAUAAUUUUUCUGUAGCCGAUCAACUAGUGCAUAAGAGAUUAUUAAGAUUAUGGAUUAACUUUGCUACUUAUCUAAACCCGACGCCAGAAGUUGAUGAACUCUUGCAAAAUAUUACUUGGCCUGAACUCAAACCUGGAGCCUUUAAGUUUGUGAAUAUACUGUCGGAUUUGGUAGUGACAGCGGGCACACCAAAGGCGAAGAGAAUAGCUUUCUGGGACAGCCUGUAUGAGAAAUAUGGAAUCAAGCCUUUUGAUACAUAUUAGGAAACUUUAUUGUGUACUUUAUAUAGAUAUUGAUCUAUUAAAUUGUUAAAAAAA